UCAACACAUCCCCUAUCGAUGUGUUUAUAAACAAAACUUUGCAUUCAUUUGAGUCGCGGAUUGUGGUCUCAUUUGACACUUCCAUCGCUUCCAACAUGUCUUCGAGUAGAGACCAUAAGUCGAAGUCGAAGGACGGGAGACCUAAUGGUGGGAGCGAUCAGUCGUCGGCCAGUUUUGACACCAAACUCAUGGAAGCGCUCAAACAUUACGACACUUUCUAUGAAUCGGCGCCACCGGGUCUGGUGAGGGAGGACGAGGAGAGACCGGAGGACUGCAUCCCAGACCUGCCGGAGAACUCAGCCGCGCGAGACUUCUUGGCCAACGCGCCGAAGAAAGGUCUUUGGAUGCCAUUAGGCAAAGAGGUUAAGGUUAUGAAGUGCUGGCGCUGUAAGACAUACGGCCACAGGACUGGCGAU
Oppiella nova is the source of this 416-nucleotide messenger RNA. Lineage: Eukaryota; Metazoa; Arthropoda; Arachnida; Sarcoptiformes; Oppiidae. The record is from the annotation of a GenBank genome assembly.